Molecule: messenger RNA, 2148 nt
Organism: Lacerta agilis (Sand lizard)
Lineage: Eukaryota; Metazoa; Chordata; Lepidosauria; Squamata; Lacertidae
Gene: NUCB1
Product: nucleobindin 1
Exons: 13
Coding region: 138-1523 (461 amino acids)
Cellular component (GO): endoplasmic reticulum-Golgi intermediate compartment; extracellular exosome
Molecular function (GO): calcium ion binding
Source: RefSeq, a predicted model, not a curated record
GAGAGGGGGCGUGGCUAGGCAUGCAGAUAUAGGGGCGGGGCCUGCUUGGGAAAGAAGAAGCGGACUGGAGAAGGUGGCCGAACGUUCGGUCGCAGGCUCCUUUGGACUCAGGAUCUCGGCAACAGGCACGCAAGGCAAUGCAUCUGACGUGGCUCCUGAGCGCUGCCCUUUUAGGGUUGGCAACCUGUGUGCCCAUUGAACGGCCCAAGGAGAAGCAAGAAGAGGAGACUCCCCCUGAGGCACCAGACACAGGUCUCUAUUAUCACCGCUACCUCCAAGAAGUGAUCAAUGUGUUGGAAACAGAUGGGCACUUCCGGGAGAAGCUCCAAGCGGCCAAUGCCGAGGACAUCAAGAGCGGAAAACUCAGCAAAGAGCUGGACUUUGUCAGCCACCAUGUCCGCACCAAACUUGAUGAAUUGAAGCGUCAAGAGGUCUCCCGGCUUCGGAUGCUUCUGAAGGCAAAGAUGGAUGCAACCAUGGAACAAGAUGUACAGGUUGAUCACCUCUCUUUGCUGAAGCAGUUCGAACAUCUGGACCCUCAAAACCAGCACACGUUUGAAGCCCGGGAUCUGGAGUUACUCAUUCAAGCCGCUACUAAGGACCUGGAGAACUACGAUGCCGCUCACCACGAGGAGUUCAAGCGCUACGAGAUGAUGAAGGAGCACGAGCGCCGGGAGUACUUGAAAUCUCUGGAUGAGGAGAAGCGCCAGGAGGAGGAGGCUCAUUUUGAGGCACUCAAGAAGAAGCACAAGGAGCAUCCCAAGGUCAACGUCCCGGGGAGCCGUGAUCAGCUCAAGGAGGUCUGGCAGGAGACCGACGGCUUGGACCCUAAUGAGUUCAACCCCAAGACUUUCUUCAAAUUACAUGACACAAAUAGUGAUGGAGUUCUAGAUGAGCAGGAACUGGAGGCUCUCUUCACUAAGGAGCUGGAGAAGGUCUACGACCCCCGGAACGAAGAGGACGAUAUGUUAGAAAUGGAGGAGGAGCGGCUGCGCAUGCGGGAGCAUGUCAUGCACAAUGUGGACCUUAACAAAGACCGCCUGGUGACCCUGGAAGAGUUCCUCAAAUCUACUCAGAAGAAGGAAUUCAACGAAGCCGACGGAUGGGAGACUGUGGAAGAGACCCAAGUGUACUCGGAAGCCGAGCUUCAGCGCUUUGAGGCAGAGCUGGCAGCCCAGCAGGCGGAAUUAGGCCGGCGAGCGGAGCAGCUUCGCCAGCAGCACCAGGAACUGCAGCAGCGGCAGGUGGAGCUUGAUGCCCAGAAGAAGGAAUUUCAGCAGGUUGUGCUUCAGAUGGAACAGAGGAAAGCCCAAAAGCAGCCUGAGCAGGCACCCCAUGUUGGACCUGAUGGAGAACUGAAGUUCCAAGCCCAGCCGCCGCACGCAGCCCCAGCAGACCAAACACUUCCUCCUCCACCCGAGUCUCAUGCUGGAGGCCCUGCGUUGCCGGAUGCUCCCGCCCUGCAGAACCAGGUGGAACCUCUCCAGAACCAACAGCAUCACGCAAAUCCUGUGGAGCACUGAUGGGUGGGGUUGUGGGGAGCUAGGGUUGCCUUUUCCUCUCGUUUCCCCAUCCCCAUUGCACUUGGAGCUCCCAAAUCCAAACUUUCCUGGUAUACAAUGGGCAAAGGGAAUAGGCAAGAGAUCUCCCCUAUUGCAGAAAACGGUGGGAGGAGUCUUUAACGGAAGCCCUGCCCCCUAAACCAGUCUCUGGCCCCCUCCUCUUCUGGUCGCACACAAAAGAAAAUAAUUACGGGAGCUGCUAAAAAAAGCAACGCACACACAUAAAUCCUCCCCCUUUUUUUAUUUAACCGAUCGGGGCUCUCUGCUUCUCUCUAGCCUCUGAGGGAGCCCUUAGCGGGGCUCUAAUGAGGGAGGUGGAGGAGCGUUUGCCAUGGAAGAACUGAGCAAGAGACCAGCACCACACCUGCCCCGGUCAUUUUCUACUAUUUUCCUGGAUGCACAGGGGGGAAAUCAACAGGGUUGGGAGACAUGAUGCCUCUCUUUCUGACGUCAGUAUUGUAGGCUUGGGCCACUACUUUUCUCCUUUUCAAAAGUUGAUUCCUUGAUAAUGGGAUUGCAGUGUUGAACCUUUUUUAUUUUUAAUUAUUUGGGCCCUUGUAUUUAAAUAAAGCUCUCAAAACACCUC